Messenger RNA from Culicoides brevitarsis, 1956 nucleotides. Its product is annotated as 2-hydroxyacyl-CoA lyase 1-like. Bases 132 to 1838 code for a protein of 568 amino acids. NCBI's taxonomy places the organism in Eukaryota, Metazoa, Arthropoda, Insecta, Diptera, Ceratopogonidae. The record is from RefSeq and is a predicted model, not a curated record. Gene Ontology annotation, cellular component: peroxisome. The transcript is spliced from 3 exons. Gene Ontology annotation, biological process: fatty acid alpha-oxidation. Gene Ontology annotation, molecular function: magnesium ion binding; catalytic activity; thiamine pyrophosphate binding.
UCUAUGAGACGAAUUGAGGGGUCAAAACAAUGAUAUCAAGACGAUAAGAUAAAAAUUGAACUUUAUUACCUGAUUUUCCGUGUUGAAUUACGUGUCGUCUUUUCUUCAUAGUCAACUAAAAAACAAGAAAAAUGAGUGAAAUUGAUGGAAAUACAAUUUUAGCCCAAAGUCUCAAAGAACAGGGAAUUGAAUAUGUUUUCGGUAUCAUUGGAUAUCCCGUGAUCGAACUUUCGAUGGCAAUGCAAGCUGCUGGUUUAAAGUACAUUGGAAUGAGAAAUGAACAAUCAGCUUGUUAUGCGGCUCAAGCAAUUGGAUAUCUUACAGGAACGCCGGGUGUUUGUUUAGUUGUUUCGGGACCCGGAUUGUUGCACGUUUGCGGAGGAAUGGGAAAUGCUCAAGCGAAUUGUUGGCCCUUGAUUGUCAUUGGAGGAUCAACAUCACAAGAUCACGAAGGAAUUGGAGGUUUUCAAGAAUGCCCUCAAGUUGAAAUUAGUCGACCUUAUUGUAAAUACGCUGCAAGACCUCCAGGUCCUACGCUUAUUCCGUUACACGUUGAAAAAGCUGUUCGUUUAGCUAAAUACGGGCGCCCCGGCGCUUGUUAUCUCGACUUUCCGGGCACACUUUUAGCCGGAAAGGCAUUAGAAACGUCAAUUCCCAAACAAUAUACUCAUCCAAAAGCGCCCGUUAUUUUUCCUGAUCCAAAACACGUUGAAGAUACGGUAAAUUUGUUGUUGAAGGCGAAAAAUCCGCUUGUUAUUGUGGGAAAAGGAGCUGCUUAUGCACACGCUGAAACAACAAUUCGUCAAUUAAUUCAUCAGACAAAUCUUCCUUUUCUCGCAACUCCAAUGGGAAAAGGCGUUGUCCCCGACGAAGAUCCUCAAUGUGUUGCUUCUGCACGUACCUUGGCGUUACAAAAAGCUGAUGUCAUUUUGUUGCUCGGAGCUCGUUUGAAUUGGAUUCUUCAUUUUGGGCGCCCUCCGCGAUUUAAUCCCGACGUGAAAGUCAUUCAAGCUGACAUUCAUCCCGAAGAACUUCACAAUAGCAUUUUGUGUGCUGUUGGCGUACAAACUGACUUAAAUCCAUUCGUGCAACAAUUGAUCGAAAAAUUGUCAAAACACAGAUACCGCUUCCAAAGCAACGAGCCAUGGUAUAAAGAACUUCUCGAAAAAUGCGAUAAAAAUAAAAAAGCUGUUGCUGCAAUGAGCAAAGACAUUCGGACUCCGUUGAAUUAUUACGCUGUCUUUCAUCAUUUGCAAAAUGUGAUUCCAAAAGAUGCAAUUAUUGUUUCAGAAGGCGCAAAUACGAUGGAUAUUGGAAGAACAAUGUUACACAAUAAACUUCCUCGACAUCGUUUGGAUGCAGGAACAUUUGGAACAAUGGGCGUAGGACCUGGAUUUGCCAUUGCUUCAGCUCUCUUCUGUCGAGACUACAUGCCCGGCAAAAAGGUAAUUUGUGUCGAAGGCGAUUCAGCUUUUGGAUUUUCUGGCAUGGAAAUUGAAACAAUGGUUCGUUAUCAACUACCAAUCGUCAUUGUUGUUGUAAAUAAUGGAGGAAUUUACGGCGGAUUUGAUCAAGAAACGUACAAAGAUAUCCGCUCAAUGGGCGAUUUGACGCAAGUUACUCCUCCAAGUGCCUUAACCGUUGAAACGCAUUACGAAAACAUGAUGAAAAUGUUUGGGCUUGAAGGGUUUUUCGUGCGAGAGAUUCCCGAAUUGGAAAAAUCUGUCAAAGAAGCGUUAACAUACACAGACAAACCAACAAUCAUCAAUGUGAUUAUCAAUCCAUCUGCUGACAGGAAACCACAAGCCUUUAGUUGGUUAACAGAGUCAAAAUUAUAAAUACAUCAUGCGAUAAGAGGCGUUUUUAGUAACGGAAACAUUCCAGGUUGUGGGAAAAGAUGCAAUAAAAAACAUAUUUUUUUACUCGGGUGCUCGAAACCAUUUUAUUUUCAAUCAA